Messenger RNA from Aedes albopictus (Asian tiger mosquito), 1163 nucleotides. RefSeq names its product CD63 antigen (gene TM4SF). NCBI's taxonomy places the organism in Eukaryota, Metazoa, Arthropoda, Insecta, Diptera, Culicidae. Gene Ontology annotation, cellular component: plasma membrane. The record is from RefSeq and is a predicted model, not a curated record.
CGGCGGGUUGAGUUUUAUGAGGAGAUUGCUGUUGCUCUCUGCUGAUGAUGUUGAGUUGAGUGUUGUUGAUGCCGCCGUGCGCGCUUGUUUGGUUGGCUCAGUCGCUUGCUUACCAGCCGUGUCCGUUCAGUACCAGUUCGCCUUGCACUGCGGAUAGAGGUGUGGUGUGGUUCGAGCGUUGCCGUCUUCGUCGUCGGUCGUCGAGUGUAACGUAGUCGUGAAGCCCUAUAGUCAGGGGGUCUCCGUCGUCGUCGCGUGUCUUUGCGUACACCUUUACCUGGUGUUACUAGUCGCCGCGCUGCAUGCACUGAAUGGACCUCAGCGAUUGUGGAUUGCUGCUAUGAUUGUGUUUGUGUUAUGAGGCGUUGAAAGUGCUGCUGCAGAUCUUGUAUUAAGCGUCCAUCGAUAGCCAUCCGAAGAGUCCAGUAGUGUUAGGAGUUGUGAUGUGUCUAAUAUGACAACGUUUUCUAGAACCCAGUGAAUGAUGCUGAAUUUCGAUUGUGACGAGUGGAUCUAAUAAAUUUUCCGAGAUGCGUCUGUCGGCCAGGAUUAAAUGCUUCAGAUAUCUGGUUUAUGCGUAUAUUGUUCUGAUUUCGAUUUGUGGUGGCGCCCAGCUGGUGAUUGGCGCGUUCCUGCUAUGGACCCACCGGCAGUACUCGGCGAUAGUUAACGACCAGUUUUGGGAACCGUUCGUCGUCAUCAUCGCGCUGGGACUGGUUGCCCAGCUGAUCUGCUACUUCGGAUGGACGUCCACGAGCAAAAAGCAUCGAUGCUACCUGGGAACGUUCUGUGCAUUUCUAGUGAUACUAAUUGUGAUCCAGUUCCUGAUCAGCGGUUGGGCGGUCGCAACCAAACAGCAGCUCCUGACGCCCGCCGAGCUGGCCAUCGAAACGAGCUUCGGACAGUUUGUUGCCACGGCAGGUGCCAUCACCGAUCCGACACACAUCUGGAACCGCCUGCAGCGGGAUCUCCAGUGCUGCGGGAUCAACAAUGUCCAUGACUACAAGAAGGAAAAGCAGAAGCAGCUGGGUCUGCCCUGGUCUUGCUACAAUCCUGUGGACAGCAAGAUCUACGACGUCGGAUGUGCACAUGUUCUGGUGAAGAGCAUCGAGAUGGACAUCAUCAAAGUGGCCAUCGUUGCGAUAGUGUCCGCGUUAGUUCAG